Phalaenopsis equestris is the source of this 2014-nucleotide messenger RNA. Its product is annotated as WD repeat-containing protein 43-like. Lineage: Eukaryota; Viridiplantae; Streptophyta; Magnoliopsida; Asparagales; Orchidaceae. Bases 272 to 2014 code for a protein of 580 amino acids. The record is from RefSeq and is a predicted model, not a curated record. The transcript has 11 exons. Gene Ontology annotation, molecular function: protein binding.
AAUUAAAACCCUCGAAGCCUUUAUGGAAGAAGAAACCCAAACCUACAUCCUCCCCCUCUCCCGCUUUCGCCCUAGCUUCUUAUAUCUGCCCCAAACCCUCGCUUAUCUUCCUUCCACUCCCGGCUUGCCCCAAAACCAUGAACGAACCUUCGCGAUGCACUGGGCAUUAUAGCUUGCUGGAAAGUAAAGUUUUGCCACUUCAUUUCACUAGAUGACCGGCCCAACAUCUAAUUCGAAUAGAUCAUAACCUUCAGUUUCUUGUUGGAGUACGAUGGCCUCCCCUGGGAUAAGAGAUCUCCUCGCAUCCUUCAGUCCCUCUUCGGAUUUCUUCGCAAUCGCUUCGUCUGAUGGAAGAAUUAAGAUUUGGGAUACAUUGAAAGGUCAAGUUCAGACUGAGUUUUCUGAUUUUAGGACAACUUCAAAUGAUUCAGAAACGCUAUUUGAAUCAAAGAAGGGGCAUCUUGCGCUUGAUUACAAAUGCAUGAAGUGGGUGCAGUUGGAAAAGAAGAAGAAAAAGAAGCACGUGAACUCGUUAUUAGUACUAGGCACCGGCGACGGCGAUGUUUUGGCAGUGGAAGUGUCCACCGGCCAGUUGAGAUGGAGAGUUUGUGACUGCCAUUCUGGGGGUGUCAGUGCAAUUUCAUUCUCUAGACACAAUUCAUUUCUGUACACAGCUGGGCUUGAUGGUAUGGUUUGCCAGAUUGACUGCUCAAUUGGGAGUGUUAUUAAGAAAUUUAGAUCUUCCACAAAGGGCAUAUCAGCUCUCGCAAUUUCUGCAGAUGGGAAUAUGCUGGCUGCGGCUGCUGGUCUUUUGAAGGUUUUUAGUUGCGCAGACCAUACUAAGAUACAAAAGUUCUCCGGGCAUCCGGUUUCUGUAAGAUGCAUGAUCUUUAGUGAAGAUGGAAAGUCUGUACUAACUUCAGGAGUUGGUGAAAGACACAUUGCUAUAUGGAAAAUUGAUGGAACAAAAAAGAAAAGCGCGAGCUGUGUUCUUUUAAUGGAGCAUCCCGCCAUUUUUCUUGACAGUCGUGGCUCGAAUCAUGAGGAUUUGAAGCUUCGAGGUUUAUUCGUUCUUGCACUUUCAGAGAUUGGUGUUUGUUAUUUCUGGCAUGGAAAUCACAUUGAGGAACUACCAAAUGCGAGGCCUACGAAAAUUUCGCCAGAAAUUGAAUCUUUUCCAUCAAAGGGCAACAAUCGAGCAAUAUUUGCUGCAAAACUUGAUAGAAUAGUUCGAUCUAGUGUUGGAUCUGUGCGGGUUGCCCAUGGAUCUUUGAUAAAGCCAUCUUUUGAGAAACUUAUAGUCGAACACGGCGUCGACAUUAGCUUGAAUACAUCGAAGGAGGGUCUUCUUUUUCAUGUUGGUCUGUCUCACAUCUCGAGUAAAGAGAAAGUGGUUAAUGCUAAAGUUUACACUUUAGACUCUGCCAAUGCUGAAGAUGCUAUUCUUCCUUUCACGAAGCUACAUGUUAAUGAAAAAAAGAGAAAGAAUUGCACACCCUACCCUGUUUUAGAUUUUGAGAAAUCAAAGUUUGACUUUGAUACAAGAAAGAGAAAGAGUUCCUUUUCGCCUAACGAAGUUUCGAUGCAAAUUGUGGAACUGGAUGAACCAAUUUGUAUUGAAGAUAGGCUUAGAGUAGCAGGACUUCUUGAGGAUAAAUACGAACUUGAGAGGAAAGCUUUUUCCAAUGGUUUUGAUGAUGCCAUCAUGUAUGACAGCCUUGACUUCAUAGUUGAUGUUAACUUGCCACGAAAAAAGAUAAGGAGCCAAAUCUCGAAAAUGAGAGCAGGUGAUGCUUGUAAGCUGUUAGAAUUAUUGGUUCCAUCAUGGAGAACUGGGUCUGCUAGUUCGAAGCAUUUGCUGCCGUGGAUUUAUUAUAUUUUAGUCAUCCAUGGUCAGUUCAUCAUAUCACAUGAUUCUUGUGCAAGGGUGCUUGAUAACUUGGAGAAGAUUGAAAUUAGAGCAGUUGCCAAUUUAGAAAAUUGUCAUCCAGACAGUUUGGAACACCUUGUUUGA